AUGCAGCGUCAGAAAUAUCGAAACGAAGUCGCGACAGAGCAAAAUUUUCUCUUCAAAGAGAAAACAGAUACGAUCGCAGCUUCACGCAGACUAAUAAAAAAGCUUGUUGCUGUUGGAUUCUCGCAUGUUUGCAGGCAUCGACUCAGGUUGGAAGAGAACCUGUUCGUUGACCGAAGGUGCGAUGAUAUUACUGUCAAGGUUUUGAACCCGUACGCUGCGGAAAUAGAAGACAGUUGCACCGCGCGUCAAGUGAGCAUCUGGCUCAAGAAGAUCUUCGAGUACAUCGAAAAGGGCUUCCUCAAUACCAUCAUACUGGCAUUUUACUCAGAGAAGGGCAAGCCGGAAACUACUAUUUUUGAGAUGUUCAAGUUCAUUGUCAAGGAUAGCUCCCUCUGCUUCCAGAUGAAGGAUGAUAAUGAGCCAAUCAAAUUUGAUAAAAAUGAACAGACUGAUUUGAAAAAAGCAGUUACAAAGUUGCUAACAUCUAUGACCGCCAAGAUGAGAGCCAUGCCAAGGAUGCCGAAGAAAUAUUACGUGACUAUGCGACUGUCGACAUCAGAUGAAUUCCAGCAGUCAGAAAAGACCGACGAAGAUAUCUACGAUGAUGGAUUCGCUCCAGAAACCAAGUCUGUCAGUAUGUACACAGCUGAGGAUAUUUUUUCUGAAGAGGUUCACAGCAAGUUCCAUAAGUUCCGAGUCAAGUGCGUCCGUUCCAAAGCGUUUCCAGGGACCAGCAGACAUAGAAAUCAAGUAGAUGUCACUAAUGCACUUGAAGAAAGCGCGAAAAAACGAAGACGCGUGAAUGAAGACUGA
This is a messenger RNA of Oikopleura dioica, 813 nucleotides long. The record is from the annotation of a GenBank genome assembly. Lineage: Eukaryota; Metazoa; Chordata; Appendicularia; Copelata; Oikopleuridae.